AUGACGUCAACCACCCGUACGUUCACCCCUUUGAAGAUAGGGUCCAUCGAGGUCUCUUCGCGCAUAGCAAUGGCGCCACUCACUAGGUAUCGCGCUUCUGCUGAACACAUCCAUCAAGAUCUCGGCAAAACCUAUUACGCCCAGCGCGCUUCUCCCGUCCCUGGAACACUUCUCAUCACAGAAGGUACCAUCAUCUCUGCGAGAGCCGGCAAUCAGCAUAACGUCCCAGGAAUAUACACUCAAGAACAGAUCGACGCAUGGAAAGUCAUUGUUGAUGAAGUACACAAGGCAGGCAGUCACAUCUACCUCCAACUUUGGGCUCUCGGUCGUGCUGCCGAGCCAGAAGUGCUUACGAGAGAGACCGGUCUUUCUCUGAAGAGCAGCUCGGCGGUACCCAUGGAACCAGGCGGCGACAUCCCCGAAGAGCUGUCAGAAGAAGAGAUCCUGGGGCUCAUUGCCGACUUCGGUCGUGCCGCAAGCGCUGCUGUACACCAAGCUGGUUUCGAUGGUGGUUAUCUCAUCGACCAAUUCACGCAGGAUACUUGCAAUCAGCGUAGCGACAAGUGGGGCGGAAGUAUCGAGAAUCGCAGUCGCUUCGCUCUCGCGGUCGCCAGAACCGUUGUUGACGCUGUCGGUAAGGAAAAGGUUGGCCUCAGACUUUCUCCUUGGAGUUCCUUCCAGGGAAUGAAGAUGGAUGACCCAGUCUCGCAAUUCUCUCACCUGAUAACCGAAUUACGUGCUUUCGAGCUUUCCUACCUGCAUCUAGUCGAAUCGAGAAUUGCUGGAUCUACUGAUUGUGAAGACGAAUCGGCUGAUGCCAACAAGUUCGCUAUCGACAUAUGGGGAAACACAUCUCCGAUCCUCCUUGCUGGUGGCUUCAAGCCGGACAGCGCCCGCAAGACUGUGGAUGAAGUAUAUAAGGAUCGCGAUGUAGUCAUCAUGUUCGGUCGGUACUUCAUCAGUAAUCCUGAUCUUGUUUACAGGAUCAAGUCGGGCAUUGAGCUCACCAACUAUGAUCGCUCAAGCUUUUACCUGACUGAAGAUCCUCAUGGCUACACGGACUAUGCCUAUUGUACUGAGUACAACGGCCAGAUUAAAAUUUAG
Messenger RNA from Aureobasidium subglaciale EXF-2481, 1104 nucleotides. RefSeq lists its product as uncharacterized. The transcript is spliced from 3 exons. The record is from RefSeq and is a predicted model, not a curated record. Bases 1 to 1104 code for a protein of 367 amino acids. Gene Ontology annotation, molecular function: FMN binding; NADPH dehydrogenase activity. Lineage: Eukaryota; Fungi; Ascomycota; Dothideomycetes; Dothideales; Saccotheciaceae.